This is a messenger RNA of Vanessa tameamea, 6185 nucleotides long. RefSeq lists its product as uncharacterized. Gene Ontology annotation, biological process: regulation of transcription by RNA polymerase II; embryonic hindgut morphogenesis; embryo development. Gene Ontology annotation, molecular function: DNA-binding transcription factor activity, RNA polymerase II-specific; RNA polymerase II transcription regulatory region sequence-specific DNA binding. The coding region runs from base 777 to 2519 and encodes 580 amino acids. Gene Ontology annotation, cellular component: nucleus. NCBI's taxonomy places the organism in Eukaryota, Metazoa, Arthropoda, Insecta, Lepidoptera, Nymphalidae. The record is from RefSeq and is a predicted model, not a curated record. The transcript has 2 exons.
AAGCGAGGGAGAGGCUGUGUUGGCGCGGCCUGCUAGUUUACCGUUGCAAGGCGCGUUGUGCGGCCGGACGCUCGACCGUCACCCGCGCGCCGCCGGCACCCCGUAGCCCGGCCUUCGCAACUUCCAAGCCACCACCACCCUCGCCUUCCUGGACUUUACCCAGGACUUUAUUAUUUCAAGCUUUGUGUACUCCAAGGGGUGUUUAUGGACUAAUAACUACAUGUCUUGUUCUCUAACUUAGAGACGAAGUGCUACUACUCGUGCUUAUUACACUGAAGUGCUAAUCCCAAUUCUGGUUCUUUAUUGGAUCGCCUUUAUAUCGUCGAAGAUACAUAAACAUCUCGGAUAUCUUCGCUGGAUUUCACCAUCAACUGAUGAUAAUGGAUAUUGUUAAUUAUGUUACUACCCGUUCUGUGAAUGUGAUGAAUUAAAUCUUUCACGAGCAGUGUACGGGUUUGGGGUGAAUAAUGGGAAAAAGGAACGUUCGGAUUAAGUUUGCACAUUCCAUUGGUCCGCCUGUUAAUUUGGGUCCACUGGGCACUUUUGAGUAGCACCCCAAGCCGAGUCUAUAAACACUGUUAGUUACCGACGCGCUAGCGCUGCCAAUAAAAGUACAAGUCAUAUCGGGUUAAAUAUAACUCACUUAUUUAAACUUAGAUUUACUUAUUUUAGUACAAAAAUAAAAGAAACACAGCAAGUGAUUGCUUAAUGUAAUUGUAUUGGAUAAAAACCUAUACCGAGUCAUCGCUCUCGGUUAAACUAUUGAAACGGUAGUCAUGACGGCCACUGCACCAGAAUUGUCAAAAUCAGAUUUUUUUGAUUUUGUGACAUCGAAUGAAAUAACUGACGCGCAAUAUAAGCAACAAAUGCGAUCAGUUAAUGUAUUCAUGGAAUCACCAGAUUCAAGAUCAAACCCUUUGUUGUCGGAAGAGCCUAAGGAACAAAAUAACAAUAAUCUGUUGAGUGUAACGAACGUACAAUCAUCGCCAACCAACAGCAUGACAGCUGCAACUAGCUCUAAUCCACUUCAAAGUUUUGAUUCUAUAUGGAAUGUCGACCGAGACAGAGAUCGCUUAGAGACUGCUAUGCUGGAAGAUCUCAACAAAUUUUAUUGGAAUCAAGAUAACGAAAUGAAUGGGACACACACAUGCACCGAUACAGCUAUUUCAAAUAAAUUAAUUAGUAAUAAUACUGACGGGCAAAUAUAUACACUAACUGUCCUUAAUCAAGACAUCAACGAAACCAGUACGAAUCGUACAUAUAAUUGGGGAAAAGAAGAAGACGUUUCAAUGUCAAGUCCAACAGAUUUGGAACAAAACUCUUCAUUAGACCUUGAAACGAUAUUGAAUAUGAAUGGAUUUCCUAACGAUUUCAGUCAAGACGCACUUAACUCAAAUAUUCUACCAAAAGUAGAAAGUUUUAACUAUGAAGAUGGUGACUCGGAACAUCCAAACGUAGAAUUAAGUACAAGGAAUUUAGUAAAAGUGGAACCCUUCAGUUAUGAUGAGAGUGAAUUUCGAAGUAAUGAUAAAAAAGAUGAUUCAUCACACAGCACUAUUAUUGGUGCGCCAACUUUGUUAGAAGUAGAAUACAAUAACAAUAAUAAUGAUUGGAAAUUGACUGAUCAAAAUACUGAAUCAAAUGAAUCUUUAUUGCGAAGUGCCUUGCAAGGAAAAGCUUUUAUAAGAUAUAGUACAAUACAAAAAAAUACUGUUACCAAACUUGACGCAGAAACAGAACUAAAAAGGGUUAUUAUAAACAAUAACAAUAAAGCUGAUGUACCAUCAAUGUAUCAAGAUAAUAAAGACACGGAAGCAGAAUUAUUAAUGGCAAUGGGUCCACCAAGCAAUGUCAAUAUAUCUAUACUGCUAGAAGAACCAACCGCAACUGUGGUUGCUAAUGGAGAGAAUCCUACUUCAACACAAAGUGUUGACGACAUUAUUCUUUCACAAUUGGAUACCAGUUAUCCAGACGAUUACGAGAAGUUAAAACGGAUAGCAACAGAACUGGGUGAAUCAGUUCAGCCAUUCUGUACUGUAGAACCAAUUGACCCGACGCGCAGCGUGUACAACAUUCACCACGUUAACGGCGAAUUAGUAACUAUGAUUCCAGCGGGAGAAGUCCAGUUACCUCAACGCUUACAAAUAGUUACAGCUUCGCCAACGGUCUCGAGCACGAAACCUCUUGGCAAAAAAUACAGUAAAAGACCUCCAAACAAGACCUCUCCACCAUCGACUCAAGUGCAGUCAGGGACAGCUGUUCAACCUGCAACCUCUACAUCGAACGGAGUCAGAAAGGAGAGAUCUUUACAUUAUUGUUCCAUUUGUUCGAAAGGCUUUAAGGAUAAGUACUCUGUCAAUGUUCAUGUAAGGACACAUACAGGCGAAAAACCUUUCACAUGUUCUCUCUGUGGAAAAAGCUUUCGACAAAAGGCGCAUCUCGCAAAACAUUAUCAGACUCAUAUUGCACAGAAAAACGCCGCUGCUAAUGGCGCCUCCAAACCCACCAAACAGCGGUAACCGCUCAUCCCGUAUUAAUGUUUCCGUUCACAUUUAUAGUCAAUUGAACUAAAUGACUGAUAGCGAGUGUAUUUUUAAAUCAAACACGUAAAGGCUGAAAUAUCACAGAUGAAUUUGGUAAGGUGCUAAAUAAAUUAAUAAUUUAAACAUUUAAGGCAAGAAUAUUACGUAAAGAUUCUCAGCCGUUAUCAUGCUUGUUAAUUUGUAUGUAAUUCCGCCCGUUACCGAUUACUCUUAGCUUUAGCUAGUUUUAGCUAUAUACAUGUACAAGUAAGUGUUUUUAAAUACAAUAUUGUUUAAACUUUACAUUCCAUUUAAAUAAGUCAUAUUAUAUAGAUUGCAAAUCAUCACAUUAUAGGCUAUCUAUAUGCACUCAAUACUCGUUCGGUUCCUGAUAUCAUAAAACUAUCCAUGAACUGUUUAUGAUUAUAUAUAUUUAUAAUGUACUUUUUUUCAUUGAUAAUACUUUAAAGUAAUCAAAUAAAUAACCAACAAUGAUGAGCAAAUUUAGGAUUACCAAUAGACUGCCCGCACUAUAAUUUCUCCGACGGCGCGACCGACCAAACUUUCUAAAAAAUAAUAAUAAAAAAAAACAAAGUAAAAGAACGAACAUUCAGUACCAACUAUCUUUCACCGCUCGACUAUCGUAUCUCUAUACCACCUUGCUCUCAGUUUAGUCAUUUUUUCCUCAUACUGACUCGUGAAUUGUAGCUCUUUAUCAUUACACUAGACAUUAUUUUUUAUACCAAUUUAUAUCAUAGUUUAUUUACAAUGAAUUAUAUGAUUUUAUAAAGCGUUAUUCACAACAUUUAUCAAUUCGGUAAUCUUCUUUUGUUGUAAAUUAAAUAUCGAUUACAUGGCUAUACAAUACAUCGGAAAGUACGGUGAAGGGUAACUCAUUCCUGAAAUUAAAUCUCUCGCCCGAUAUUGAGAGAGGCCUGAUUGCACCCAGAUUGCUAUAAAUUUCAAAUACGAGUGAUUCAAUCGCUGUCUUUAAAAUGGUGCUCCCUUUCUCGUCUAACAAAUUGGUCUUUCUUUGUUCCUUUCGUGCAGCACCGCGCCCUACUAUUUAUAAGAGUACCUAUUAUAAAUAACAAGAAAUUUAGUUUAUGUUUUUUAUUUCUUUAAAACAAUCUUUAAUUCAUAAACUUCUUAUAAUUUCAACUUUAUUAAAUACUUUUUAAUUGACCGAACAAAUUUUAUAGAAUACAACUUUCUCAAUCACAAAUAUGAAUAUUUUAUAAAUAAUAAUCCACCUCGUUUAUUAAGAGAUUACGAAGCAUAUUAUGUAGAAAAAUUAAAUAAAAAUCUGAACGACCUCUUUAACAGGAAACGUGGGUCUCUUAUAAUAGGUAUCUAUCGUGUCGUGACACUGCAGUAAUUGUGUAUCGCAGCGGCGUCAAACUGCUAGCCUUAUCGUAUUACCUAGAUAUGUUAUUCAAUUAUUAUUGUUCUAAAUAUUUGUAUGGUAUAAAAAAUAACUAUAAUAGUACAUAAAACUCAUUGUUCCCGGUAUUGUUCUGGAUAUUUAUAUAUCCAAAUAAUUUCUAAUCCUCUAAUGUCAAAAUCAAUAAAAUAUAAACUAAUCAUACUCCUAAGUCGAUUAUUCGUACCGUUUUUGUUUUUUUUUUUUUUUUGUUACAUAAACUUAUAUUAGUUUUACUACCAGUCACGGGCUACAUUUAAGAUAAUCAGACUUUAUGUGGCGACGCGGAAGAAACUCGACGUCCGGGUGGUCAAAUUGUGCAGCUUAUAAAUAUUUUUUAUCCUUUUGUAUCGAUACAGAGUCACAAUUUCAGUAUUAUGUUAAGUGAUGACCGCACAAGUAACGUUUAAUUAAAAUUAUAUCACAAAAAUAAACCUUUGAAUACUCAUUACAUUCUCACUCGUUUUUCAUGUGUAUAUUAAAAAAAAAUAGAAUAUGGUUUAUUGAAAUAAUAGUUUACUAUUAGUAGACGUAAUUACUUCAGUCUAUUUUCUUGCCAAGUAAAUUCCGAUAAAGUUAUAUGAUCUUAUUUUAUAAGUAACGGAACACUGCCUUUAAAAGUUUCUAUGUAACUUAAAGACUAUUUUACCACAAGCAUUAUAAUUAUUGCUCAGUCGUUUACAUGACUUGUAUUGAAGUGUAAUGUUUAUGUGAACGUUUGUGAUGACUAAAAUGUUGCCUUUGUAAGCAUGUUCGAUGGGACUGGUUGAUUUGUAAAACAAUUAAGAUACUUGAAGUUUUCGAACAUGUGUAAAAUAAAUACUCUUGAUACGACUUAAUCUCUAAAUACUUAUAUAUUUUCAUAUUUCACUGGAUAUAUUUAAAUUUAAAAGAAAUUAGUGCAUGAUAUAUAUUGUCUGUUUUAUAUUGUAAAAUAGUUUUAAGAACUUUAGAGAAUUCCUUUAACAAUACUCAUUAUUUGUAUAUAUGUACGUUUAACCAAGAGGUUAAAAAGUGGGGAACUAAUUUGUGACGUAAAAAAUUAUUCUCUUGUAUCUCAUUAGACGAUAUUUGAAAUGUUAGCGAAUUUAUAGAUAUUAUAUUAUAAGAAUUAAGAAACAUUUGAGAGAUUUACCAAUUAGAUAUAAGAAACUAUGGCUACCUUAAUAUAAUAUGCGAUUGCAUAAAUGGUUGUUAAUAUAUUCAUGUAAUAUAUUAAUUUAUGUUGGUUUUUGAAUACUUAUUCGAAAAGGAUUUUUUCAAUUUAAUCGAUUAUUAUUGCAUUUGUUCCUGAGUUGAUUAUUAUAUUUUAUUAAUAAUUCUUUGUUCAUAAGAUUUCUAUUAUUAUUGAUCGAAAUAAGAGUAAUUUAAUUUUAAUAUAGAAACUUAAAUUCGAGGACGUCGUGGAAGUGUAAUGGAGUGAUUGUUAAGGAAGUUGCCGACACCUUGUAAAUAUAUUAUUAUUUAUUUGGAAUUUUCAUUGUUGCUCAAUACGUGGAUUGCUAAAUUAUGACGUUUCACUUCAUCGUUAAACUGAAGCCGUCCUGUACAAUAAUUUUAUUAUUUAUUUAUAGAAUUACGGUUAAGACGAAAAUGGGAAUACAAAAGUUAAUUUUAUUUCGAUUAACCCGAGCUGUGAUUUUUACUAAUGUAUAUCUAUUGAUACAAUGUCAGUUGCAAGGUAAUGCAGUGAAAAUAGUACAGUCGCCAAGUUAAGGCUCUUGGCCGUAUCACAGUUGGCUUAAGAGACAGUCUAGGGUACUUCCAUACAAAACGAGAUGUCAUUGGGUCGGCUGCCACCAACAGCGGAUGUGAUACAGCUUUAAAAGUUGAAGCUGGACAAAAUUAUUAUGGUCUUCCAAUGCUUAUUUAAUUGUACGUGUCUAUCUUUUGCAUUCAGCGUCUAUCUCACACAUCCAGUUUGAUUUUUUAUGUAUUGAUUAUUUAUAAGGAAUGUCAGUUUUUACGAAUUAUUACAUAUAUUAUAUAUAAAAGAUUAAUGACAUAUUUUAAACUAGUAAAGAAUGCAAAAGUUUCACGUGAAAUUAAAGCAUUUGUCUAUUUGAUUGUUCGCUUAAAUCUGGUCAUCCAUAUCAGUAUCAAUAUAAGCUCUAUAUGUAACGUAAACAAAUUUGUAGCUACCAUAAUUUUUACACAUUUACAGUUUUGUAUUAAAUUUCUUAUAUUUUUUACUUUCCUACUUAAGUUUGCUAAUAAAAUGUUUUUAUAAUAUAAAUAAA